AUGUCGGCUGGCCUGGACGCGGGCACCGGUCCCUCGGAGACGGAGUACUCCUUCCUGACUCUCUUCGCCUCACCCGAACUUUUUGUGAGGACCACUGUCACCAAAUACCUUUGGGGAUACGUGGACGAAAUCCUGGACGCCUGUAGCAGUUUCACUCCUGACAAGUGUCCAACCAGCAAAGUUGGAAUCAUGUAUGGGGUAAGACAGCAUAACCGAUACUGGUCCUGUUUAAUUGAUCGAGAAUUUUAG
Messenger RNA from Dibothriocephalus latus, 249 nucleotides. The record is from the annotation of a GenBank genome assembly. NCBI's taxonomy places the organism in Eukaryota, Metazoa, Platyhelminthes, Cestoda, Diphyllobothriidea, Diphyllobothriidae.